Ceutorhynchus assimilis (cabbage seed weevil) is the source of this 1061-nucleotide messenger RNA. The record is from the annotation of a GenBank genome assembly. NCBI's taxonomy places the organism in Eukaryota, Metazoa, Arthropoda, Insecta, Coleoptera, Curculionidae.
GCGUCCAUUUGUCAAACGCUUAUUGCUUAUUUACUUUUGUGACAUUUGUUUAUCAAAAAUUUUUAUUUUUAAUUUUUACAAAGGAAUAUUUCUUUUUUAGGUCAUCCAAUUGCUUAUUUGGAAUAGCGCCAUGAGUGGUCCCCGCAUGGGCAAUCUUGGUCAAAUGAACGGAAAUCGUAGGCCUAAUCCAUCCCGUAUGAAUUACCACGAAAGUAGACAAGGAUCCUCUUACCAAGAUCACAGGCCUGCUUACCAAGAUCACAGACAAAUAUCACAUGAAGGAAGGCACGACAGCAGACCGCACGAUUCAAGACAGUACGAUCACAGACAACAUGAAAAUAGGCAGUCGUUUACGCAUCAACAAAUGCCUCAACCGACUUCAAUGAAUUCACAGCAUGACGAAUUGAUUAAAUAUAUUUACGAGUCUUGGUCGAAAAUUGAAUUAGAUAAGGCUUCUAAUAAUGCUUUUUAUUAUCAGGAGCAUGAGAAUCAUCAUUUGAAGGACUUUCGCCCAUUUGAUCUGGAAGCGUUCUGGGGUAGAAAGGUGCAUGCCACUCAUCAGCAACAUUUGUCAUAGCAACUUUAUAGUAUACACUAAUUUACACUACUUUUAUGCAUUAUUUAGUGUUGAUUCUCACACUAUAUUAUAUAAAACAAAACAUAAAAAUUGUGUAAUUUUGGUGAGUUUUUUAGAUUAUGAUUGUUUUGAAUUAUUAUUAAUUUUUGAGUGUCAAUUUUACAAACUUUUUAUUUUAGGUUUUAAGACUUAGGGCAGUAUUGUAAUAGCUAUGUAAUCAUUUAAAAGUUAGAAAAAAAAACAAUAUUGUAGCUGCUCAUUAUUUACACCAUUUUACUACUAUUUUUUAGUAGAAUUAAUUGCUUUGUGAAAAGUAGCAGUAAUUAUUGUACAGACAAAUUAAUUGUAUACAAUUUUUUAGUUCGAGUUCUACAAAUAUUAGGCUUUUUACUCAGUAUUGUAAUUAUUAUUAUUAUUGUUUUUUUGACAUUCCCCAUUUUUUUUCUACAUGAAUAUGUAAUUUUAUUGUUAAAAAUAAAAACUU